Molecule: messenger RNA, 1695 nt
Organism: Episyrphus balteatus (marmalade hoverfly)
Lineage: Eukaryota; Metazoa; Arthropoda; Insecta; Diptera; Syrphidae
Product: neuroendocrine convertase 1-like
Exons: 7
Coding region: 91-1485 (464 amino acids)
Biological process (GO): protein processing
Cellular component (GO): Golgi membrane; trans-Golgi network
Molecular function (GO): serine-type endopeptidase activity
Source: RefSeq, a predicted model, not a curated record
AAUAAUGAAUACAACGAAAUCGAAGAAAGCCCAUCUUAUAGAUCAACUGAUCAACCUUUUAAUGACGAACUUUGGGAACAUCAAUGGUAUAUGUCUAUAAAUUCUAGCUUGCCAAAAGCCUUAAAUUUAAAUGUCCUCCCAGUUUAUGCUAAGGGAAUCACAGGACGAAAUGUUCGGGUAGCUGUUUUAGAUGAUGGAAUUGAGUAUGAUCAUGAGGAUCUUGUUCAGAAUUAUGAUCCACAAAUAAGUUGGAACUACAACGAAGAUAAUUCUGAUCCUUAUCCAAAACCUGAUGAUGAUGAUAGUUCUCAUGGAACAAGAUGUGCUGGUGAAAUUGCCAUGAUGGCCAAUAAUAAGAAAUGUGGUGUUGGAAUAGCUUAUAAUAGUCGAAUUGGAUGUAUAAAAAUGCUUGGAGGAUUGGUUUAUGAUUUGCUUGAAGGAUCUUCGUUAGGAUUUGCUUUGGAUAAAGUCGAUAUCUAUAGUUCAUCGUGGGGACCAAUGGAUAAUGGACAAACUAUGGAAGCACCGGGAAUUUUUGCCAAAGAAGCAUUGGCGAGGGGUGUUGUUUUGGGACGAAAAGGACUUGGAAGUAUUUAUGUUUGGGCUUCAGGAAAUGGAAGGAAAAAGGGAGAUAACUGCAACUGUGAUGGCUAUGCUGCUAGUAUUUAUACAAUAACAAUUGGGAGUGCCGAUGAUAAGGGACGUGGUGCGUGGUAUAGUGAAAAAUGUGCCUCAGUUAUGACUGUGACAUAUUCAUCGGGAAAUGAUUCUGAUCAAAUGAUUUCAACUACUGAUGUUGGAAACUCAUGCACCGUACAACAUACAGGAACAUCUGCAUCAGCUCCUUUAGCAGCUGGAAUUAUUGCCUUAGCACUGGAAGCAAAUCCUAAAUUGACAUGGCGUGACGUUCAACACAUCAUAGUUCGAUCUGCAACUCGAGAACCUCUAACUAAAGGAGAUGACUGGCAUAAAAACGGAGCUGGACUUUUCUAUAGUACAAAACUCGGUUUCGGUUUAAUGGACGCAGAUGCUCUGGUCAACUUAGCCCAAAGAUGGAAAACAGUACCAAAACAAAAAAUCGACAAAGUAAAUGGAUCCUUGAUAGAAAACCCAUCCCAAACAAAUUCACAGAAAAUCAUCUUCAACUACACUGACAAAACAAUUCGCCAUCUUGAGCACGUUCAAGUUAUAAUCACCGCUACAUGUCAAUACCGUGGUGCAUUGGAAUUAUUUCUGUCAUCGCCAUCAGGCACUCAAACAGCCAUUCUUGAUAGAAGACCGCGUGACUAUUUUGCUGGAAAUUGCUUUGACAGCUGGCCAUUCAUGUCCGUAGCAACAUGGUCCGAGAAUCCAUACGGUCAAUGGCAGUUAGAUAUUCGCGAUACUACACCAUUGGUUAUGAAACAGAACAUCCGAAGUAUUGGCUUUGUACAGUUAGUUCUAUACGGAACCACGCAUGCUCCAUCAUCAUUAAUUUUUCCUUAGCUAAUAAAUUCGCACAAAUUAUGCAUUAAUUAAAAAUUAAAAAUCGAGUAUCUUUUUUAUGCAAAAAACAAAACAAAAACAAAACUAAUAACUAAACCGCACCUUAUAUCCUCUUUAGCCUCUAUGCAACAUGCUCAUGUUGCACAGUGGGACGAAUGUAUGGAAAAAUCGGCAUUUCUAAUAUCUUGUGUUUUAGUGACUGAAACUACG